CAAAAAUGGCUGCGCCCAUGCUGAGAGGUCGUAUGAAAUUUUUUACGAAACGUAUUUUGACUGUGAUAAGAAGAAAUGAGAGAUUGAUAAGACUGUCUUCAGGAACAACUUACCGAAACAUUCUUGACCUUCACGACAGAGGAUUGUUUCACAAAAUAUUUCCUGAGGGCAGCACUGCUGAGCUGACAAGACGCCUGUCGAGUCCGCAGUGUAUGUACUGUGGGUUUGACCCGACAGCCGACAGUCUCCACGUGGGUAAUCUCCUGGCUAUUGUUUCUCUCCUGCACUGUCAGCGAGCCGGACACAAUGCCAUUGCUCUGGUUGGGGGAGCUACAGCACAGAUUGGUGAUCCGAGUGGGAAGACGAAAGAUCGAGAAAGGAUUAAACAGUCACAAGUUGAAGAAAAUGUCGUCAAGAUAACAGAAAAUAUCAGCCGAGUUGUUACCAAUCAUGACACUUUUAUCUGGAAUGAUAAAAAGCAAUUACCACCAUUUAGGAUAUUGAACAACAUGGAAUGGUACAAGGACAGGAAUAUCAUAGAAUUCUUGUCUUCUGUUGGAAGGAAUUUCAGAAUGGGACCAAUGCUAGCAAAACACAGUGUGCAAAGUCGACUGAAGAGUUCUGAUGGCAUGAGUUUCACCGAGUUCACUUAUCAGAUCUUCCAGUCGUACGAUUGGCUACAUCUGCACGACAGAUAUAACUGUUCUGUGCAGAUUGGUGGUAAUGACCAGCUUGGUAACAUUUCAGCUGGGUAUGAACUGGUGACCAGGAUGACUAACCAACCUGUGUUUGGGAUAACAGUCCCACUAAUAACGACAACAACAGGAGAUAAGCUUGGUAAGACAGCUGGGAACGCUGUGUGGCUCGACUCCACCAAAUCGUCUCCAUAUGAACUUUAUCAGUAUUUCAUCAAUUUGCCUGAUUCUGACGCAGAAAUGUAUUUGAAUCUUUUUACAUUUCUUUCUGAACGAGAAAUAAAAGAUGUCCUUGAAAAACAAAAGAAAAAUCCAGAGAAAAGACCAGCCCAGAUGAAGAUUGCAGAACAGGUUUUACUUCUUGUUCAUGGUGAAGAGGGCCUUUCCCAGGCCAGACGGUGGACAGAAGCAUUGUUUGGGAAAACAUCCUCCAGUCUAGAAAAGCUGAAUGAACAUGAACUGCUCCAGCUGUUUCACAAUGCGACAUCGUGCAAGAUGAUGUUUGAACCAGGAACUACAGUUCUGGAAAUGUGUAUGAAGGCUGGGUGUUUCCCACGUGAAGUUGAUGCGGAGAGGAUUAUUCAGGCGGGUGGUCUGUACAUCAACCACCAGCGACACAAUCAGCCACAGUAUGUGAUAGUUCCCGAUGAACAUAUUUUAUCAAACGGAAUCACCCUGAUUAGAGUGGGAAAAAAGAAUUAUUAUGUUGUGAAGUGGAUGAGCUGACCCCUGUGAAUGUGUUUAUAUAAAUGUGACAGUCUACAGUGCAGUAUACCAUGAAAAAAUAUAACUGAUGUACAGGCAAGCAGAUAUCUUGCAAAAAAUAAAGACCCCAUAUACUGAAAGCAUAUUACCCGGUAACUGCAUUGAGUUUUCAGCAACACAUUGUGCAGGUACAGGAUGUACUUUAUAGCAGAGGUGCACAACCAAGUAAUAUUUGUAAACAUUUUGAAAAAUGCAUUUUUAAACACAUUAACUUCUUCAGAACUAACAAUAUUAUAACAAAAUUUCAAUCUGGGUUUAUUCCAGGUGAUUCAACAGUUAACCAGCUUCUGGAUUUGUAUCACUUUAUUUGUCAAUCUAUGGAUGAAGGAAAGGAAGUUAGAGCAGUAUUUUGUGAUAUAAGUAAAGCUUUUGAUAGAGUUUGGCACACGGGUUUAAUUCACAAAUUGGAAAAUGUUGGUAUAAAAGGAAAAUUAUUAGCAUGGUUUGAAAGUUAUCUAUUCCAUCGGGAACAGUGUGUAGUAUUGCAUAACCAUUUUUCUCAUAUCAAUACUGUCCCUGCAGGUGUCCCCCAAGGUUCCGUCCUUGGUCCUAUUCUGUUUUUGAUAUAUAUAAAUGAUAUUGUAAGUGAUAUCACUUCAAAUAUACAACUGUUUGCUGAUGAUACUUCGCUAUAUAUAACUGUUGAAAAUCCUAAUGCAUGUUAUAAACAUUUUAAAAACAGACUUAGAGUGUCUUAAUAUAUGGGCAAAAAAAUGGUUAGUAAAAUUUAGUCCUAAUAAAACUGAAACAAUGACUUUUAGUCGUAAAAAUGUAAACAUAGAUAAUCCUAGGUUAUUCUUAGACAGUGUUCAUAUAUUUGAGGUUGAUGGGUUUAACGUUUCAAAAAUCUGGAGAAUGGGACUGUCAUAUAAAAGAUAUUGUGGAUAAGGCCAGUAAAAUUAUAAAUUGUCUUCGUUCAUUCAAAUUCAGAUUAUCUGGAAAGGCAUUAGAAAAAAUAUAUAGAUUCUUUAUUCUUCCCAUAUUUGACUAUGCAGAUAUAAUUUGGGACAACUGUACUAUAUAUCAGGCAAACACCCUUGAAAAUCUCCAAUUAGAUGCUCUUCGUACAAUUUGUGGUGCUGUAAGAGGAACAUCUCACCAAUUGUUAUAUAGAGAAACCGGUUUCAUACCUUUACUAGAAAGAAGGAAGCGACAUAAACUCUGUAUGAUAUAUAAACUUUCAAAUAACAUGUUACCAACUUUUUUAACCUUACAACUACCUCGCUCUGCUGCAGAACGUAAUGAAUACUACAUGCGUAAUGCGGAGAAUCUACAAACAUAUUUUUGUCGAACAAAUGUGUUUUUUUUUUCGAACUCCUUCUUUCCUUCAGCAGUAAAAUUAUGGAAUAAUCUUUUGCCUGAAAUUAGAAAUUCUUCUUCAUUAAAAUUGUUUAAAAUACAAAUGAACAAACACGACCCUGCUGUUCCAUCUUAUUUUUAUGAAGGUGAUAGAUGGCAACAGAUCCUACAUAGCUGACUCCGUUUGGGUACCAGUGAUUUGAAUGGUCAUAAAUUUGUACGACAUGUGACAGAUACCCCUUCUUGUAUUUGUGGCCAUCCAGUUGAAGAUGCAGAACAUUUUCUAUGUUUUUGCCCAAUAUAUGUUGCAGCUCGCAAUACCCAUUUACUGAACUAUUAUAAUCUCAAGUGUCAUACUUUGCUAUUUGGAGAUUCAAAUUUAAGUGUCCAAGAAAAUAUCUCUAUAUUUAAAUCUGUUCAGAAUUUUCUUAUUAAUAGUAAGCGUUUCGAGAUCAUUUAACCAUUCUAAUUGUUUGCUAUUUAUUCUUUGUUUCUUCUACACACUCCUCUCUUCUAUUCCCCCAACUAUCCGUGUUAUCUUUAUUGUAAUAUUGUUCUAGCCAUCUUGAUGUAUAACAUGUAUAUUUGUUAAAUGUAGGGAGAGGCCUUAAUAUAGGCACUUGCCUGUUGGCCAAUCCCAAAUUUGACUUGCUAAUAAAUAUUGUUUAAACCAACCUUGUUAUGGAGCAUAAAGGCCAUCAUAGAUCAUAACCUCAUUUGGAAAUCAUUGGUGUAAUUUGAUUAAUUUAAUAAAAUGCCAAAAACUAAUGUUAUAAAAAGAUAUGUCAAUUUAAAAAAAAAAAAAUUUAAAUGAACUUUCAGUCAAAUUGUAAUUGAGGUUGGGGAGUGUUAAUUAGGCUUAUCACCAGGGGUGUUAUUUGUAGGGGGUGAGGUUGGUAAUCUUUAGGUCUUUUUUUCUUUUCUUUUUUUUGCAGUUUCUUUCUUUGAAAACAUUAAAUUUUAGCCAUAAAGUUUAUUAGUUCCAUACAAGAAUGAACC
Gigantopelta aegis is the source of this 3758-nucleotide messenger RNA. Its product is annotated as tyrosine--tRNA ligase, mitochondrial-like. The record is from RefSeq and is a predicted model, not a curated record. Lineage: Eukaryota; Metazoa; Mollusca; Gastropoda; Neomphalida; Peltospiridae. Bases 6 to 1421 code for a protein of 471 amino acids. Gene Ontology annotation, cellular component: cytosol; mitochondrion. The transcript has 13 exons. Gene Ontology annotation, molecular function: ATP binding; RNA binding; cysteine-type endopeptidase activity. Gene Ontology annotation, biological process: proteolysis; tyrosyl-tRNA aminoacylation.